UCAAAAUCACACUGAAUAUGUAUGAGUAGGUAAUAUUAAUUUGUAACAAUAAAAACAUUUCACGUAAAAAAUUGUGGAUUCUAAAUGAAAGUAGCAGUAACUAAUACUUAAUCUGUGAAAGUAACUGUUUGUGUAAUCGAAGAUUUCAAUUAAAAACUUCAAUUCAGAAAUGAAGAUAAAUGAGAAAAAUUUAUGUGCUUUCGCAUCGUCAGCUACUCCAGUAGAUCGAGAAGGAUGGCUCGAUCUUCGAGGAGAAGUGGGCAAGAGUUAUCAACGGCGAUGGUUUACAUUAAAAGGCAAUUUGUUGUUCUAUUUCGAUAAGAAAGGUGACAAAGAACCCGUAGGUGUUAUCAUUUUGGAAGGAUGUACAAUAGAAUUAACAGAAGAGGAAUCCUAUAGUUUCAAGAUAGUGUUCCACUGUGAGGGUGGUCGCACAUAUUUCCUGUGCACAAAUGCACAAGCGUCUAUGGAAGCUUGGAUGAAGGCUCUGGCGUGUGCGAGCUACGAUUAUAUGAAACUUAUGGUGGCCGAGUUGCAAAGACAGUUGGAUGAAGCACAAGCUGAGGAAGCAGCAGAAGCAGCUGCUCUCGUCACAAUAACUCCUCCAGAAGAGAAAGAGCCUAAAGUGCCUCCACGCGGCCAGCGACACAAUCCAUUUAAUAAAGUGGCAGAUGGAGAGACCAAAGCUGUGCCAGGGAGCAGGCAUCACAAAGAAAACGCUCGUCCCGAGGUUGUCCGCAAGCGGGUAUCAUUCCGCGACAUCCACACAGCGUUCGGUCGCCCCGUGCUCGCGCACCGAGCGCAGUGGCGAGCGGCACGGAAUGCGCCGCAACCACCGCCGCUUAUACAACUUUAAAAAAUUUUAUAGAUAAAGUUAAAAAAUAUUAUAGAUAAAGUUAUGUAUAGAUGAAUUAUGUAUAAAAAUUAUCGAUAUGAAUUUUUGUAAUUUUCUUUAUUGUAAGAACCUCAUAAUUAUUUGAAACGAAAGAGUUUAGGUCACAAUUUCAUUUUAGAAAUGCAAUAGACAAUACAUAUUGUGACAUCAUAUAAAGUAAUUUUUUCGAAACAAAUACAUUGUAGAGAUGUAUCUCUGUGGAAUAGGUGUGGCCUUAUAUGAUUUCCUGAUAUGAAUGUAUGUAAAUUCAUUAUUAUGUGUUGUAGUCUACAUGAUUUGUUUAGAUUUUUUUUUAUAAAUGGUGAAUUAACCUCGUUGACUAUGAACGAAUAACAUAGUGACAAUGUGUAGGUAUAAUAGCGGAAUAAAUAACAUUUAUUGAACACAUCUUAUUUUCUAUUUUUUAAAUUUUUACUAAAUAUUCAUAGUUAAUUUUGAAUGCGUAAAGUUAUGUAAGUACAUACUUAUUUUUUUAUCAGAUAUAAUCGAAAAAUGUAUCCUCAAACCAAUCAGUGAUUGACAAUGUAAAUAUUAAUUUAGUAUUAAUGAAAUAGUAGCAGUAUUUAUUGUAUUAGACAUUUUUUUUUGUUUAAGAGGCUAGAAUCUAUUAGCAACAGCAAUAUUAUGUUAACGUGGAUUAUGUAUUGAUAUUAUACCUACAUAG
Molecule: messenger RNA, 1559 nt
Organism: Colias croceus (clouded yellow)
Lineage: Eukaryota; Metazoa; Arthropoda; Insecta; Lepidoptera; Pieridae
Gene: IPIP
Product: sesquipedalian-1
Exons: 5
Coding region: 170-856 (228 amino acids)
Biological process (GO): endosome organization; retrograde transport, endosome to Golgi; receptor recycling
Cellular component (GO): early endosome; recycling endosome; trans-Golgi network
Source: RefSeq, a predicted model, not a curated record